Rhinichthys klamathensis goyatoka is the source of this 3152-nucleotide messenger RNA. It is a transcript of the gene ube2z, whose product is annotated as ubiquitin-conjugating enzyme E2Z. The record is from RefSeq and is a predicted model, not a curated record. Gene Ontology annotation, molecular function: ubiquitin conjugating enzyme activity; cysteine-type endopeptidase inhibitor activity. Gene Ontology annotation, cellular component: nucleus. Gene Ontology annotation, biological process: negative regulation of apoptotic process. The transcript has 7 exons. Lineage: Eukaryota; Metazoa; Chordata; Actinopteri; Cypriniformes; Leuciscidae. The coding region runs from base 340 to 1488 and encodes 382 amino acids.
AGAAGGAAGUGAAGAGAAAUGAAACAACAUUGAUAAACAGGCCAGGCCGAGCGAGGGCAAACUACGUUUACGUGCGUUUAGACCUUAAACUCAGUUAUUCAUUAAUGUGAAUGUUAAAUGCUCAGCUAAUUCGACUGAUACAUUAAAAUCAGCGCUGCUGUCGACACGGGGUGUUCUAGUUGAGAUCGGUAGAGGGAAACGGGAGAAUAUGUAGGAGUCAUUUCUCUCUUCCUGCACUCCUCCACUUGCCUCCGAGCGAGGAGAAACAGAAACCGCAGAAGAAACUGACUGAUCUGACAGCUGAUCAAACAGUUCGCGGCUGCUUCGCUCUCAUCGACGAUGGCGGAUAGCGUUGGGGAGGAGAAGGCCAACGGUUCGGUGGGGACGGUGCAGGGCCACGGAGCGCAGUUCUCCGCGAGUUUGGGUAAUUCUGUACCGGGGCAUUCAUCAGCGUCCCCCCCGCCUCUGGCAGAGACCGGCCUGUCCGUGGUCGCUCCCGGGAUCCCGCACACCAUCAGUCCGGCCGUGGAGAGCGGACUCGGUCUGCUGACCCAUGCGCUCGACUCCACGGUCCCCGGGGCCCUUCCUCCAUCCCUGCCGCCCGGUAUCGGAUCAGGAGUCCCGGCCGGAGCGGGCCUCCUAUCCCAAAUUCACGCCACCUCCUGGGAUCCCACGUUAAGCACCGACUGGGACAACGAGAAGGCGUCUCAGCAGUGUAUACUCCGGAUAAAAAGAGACAUCAUGUCCAUCUAUAAAGAACCUCCUCCGGGUAUGUUUGUGGUUCCUGAUCCUCACGACAUGACCAAGAUUCACGCCCUCAUCACCGGCCCCUUCGACACACCAUAUGAGGGUGGCUUCUUCCUCUUCCUGUUCCGCUGUCCCCCUGACUAUCCCAUCCACCCUCCACGCGUCAAACUAAUCACUACAGGGCACAACACCGUUCGUUUCAACCCCAACUUCUACCGCAACGGCAAAGUUUGCCUGAGCAUCCUCGGCACUUGGACUGGUCCAGCGUGGAGUCCCGCCCAGAGCAUCUCCUCUGUUCUCAUAUCCAUACAGUCCCUAAUGACAGAGAACCCUUACCACAAUGAGCCAGGCUUUGAGCAGGAAAGGCACCCAGGUGACAGCAAAAACUACAACGAGUGUAUCCGUCACGAGACCAUGCGAGUUGCUGUGUGCGAUAUGCUAGAGGGUAAAGUGCCGUGUCCCGAGGCCUUGUGGAGCGUGAUGGAGAAGUCCUUCCUGGAGUACUAUGAUUUCUAUGAGGGGGUCUGCAAAGAACGUCUGCACCUCCAAGGGCAGAACAUGCAGGAUCCUUUUGGGGAGAAGAGAGGUCGUUUUGACUACCAGGGUCUGUUGACCCGUCUCAGAGCCAUCCAGAGGCGAUUGCGGGAAAAGUGCCCGCCAGAGGACAACGACGGCGACUCUGACUCGGACACCAGCUCGUCCGGCACCGACCCGGACAGUCAAGGCAGCUCACAGCCUUAGAGUGCCCUCUAGGGGUGCAAAGCGAGCAAAGGUUAGAUCGUUUCCCUUUACCUGCAGCUCCGGACUCCUCAAGUGAGCACAGAUGCACGAAGAGCCGGAAAAAAAACCUGGAGAAUCUGCUCACGGAGAACAGAGAUUCUGUUUCUUCUGAUUGGUUAAUAUUUUUGCUCUUGCUCCUUGUGUGCUGGCCAAUGACUGCCUUUUGUUUUGCUGUAAAAAAAAAAUUUUCCCUGAUGGAGAAGAGGUUCAGGCAGGGCAGGAGGGGGAAUGAGGGCCUUGCAUAUAGAUGUAUGCGUGCGUGUGUACAUUUGUAAGUGACAGAGAUGUAUACGCCGGCUCCUCAGCAGGUCAACACAGCCUCUACCUUUCGAGUCCAUUUUUCUCUGUCUCUUGCUGCAUCCAUUGUAGAGCUAAACAGAAAAAAAAAGAAGUCGUAUGAAGACAAAUAAUUCAUCAUGAUAAUAAAAUCACUCUUUAAACAAACCAGUUUACUUGCAAAUGCACACAUUUCUUUUUUGUUCCACUGUUUCCUUAUAGUCUAAUCAAAAUGUUUGUUUUUCACUAAUGAAAUCAUUAAAAAAAAUAGUAUGAUCAUAAAUUGAGAUACAAAUUCUUAAUGAAUUGAACACCACACUUUAAGAGCAAGAAAAACGGAUGCAACUUUAAAGAAAUGUACAUAUGACUAUAUAGAGAACUUUUAUUUUAAUGUUCAAUGUUGUUAAAAUGCUAUUGAACUGGUUAAAGUAACAGCCUGCCAAGCACUCGUGGGAAAGGUUGCCUUUUGAGUGUCGGUUUCGUUUGGUGAACUUAAGUCUGUCUAAUUGUGAAGCUGUUGAGUGUCAAAAGAGACCUCUGUUCUGGGAAUAAUCCUGAAUAGACAGAAACAUACUUUUUCAUGCUUUUUGUUGUAAUUUCACAGCAGUUCCACCCCAGCCUCUGCUCAAAGUGUCCCUCGAUACUGCUACAACUGUCCUUCUCUUUACCGGGGAUACUGUGGUCACUUGUGUCAUCAUAUGCAACGGGAUGAAGCUGCCUAGUUCAGAUUUGGAGAAGAGGAAUUGGAUCAUAUUCAACCAUUUCUUGACACCAUGGUUCUAUCUAUGCUCCGAUUAGUUUUCAUGAGAGUGCACCGAAAUAUUUUGCAACAAUCUAUUGAAAUCCAUCCCUUUAAAUAGCAGGCAUAUAGUUUCCCACAGCAUGCUGAACGCAACCAAAAUGGCAGCCUUUACUUUUCUGUGUACAUGUAAAUUUAUAACGCGUUCUAUCCAUGGAAAAGCAGACUACAUUUAAGACCUAUACUGAGUGAUUAACCACACACACAAAAAAACUCCUUUAGCAAAGUUUUACUUUUUCAGUUGGGCCAAGUACAGUUCUGAGGUUUUUGCAUGUGCUAUCAUUCUGAUUUCUCUUGAGCGAGAGAAUAUAUUCUGGUCUAGGACAUCAUAUGUUGAUAAAACAGCACUGUUAGGUUGCUUGACUCUUAAGUCUAUGUGUCUCUUCUAGAACGCCCUGCAACAGGAAACAGUUCCUUAACUGUGAGUUUGACUUUGUGAUGUAUUAAUGCUUUUCCCUUGUUAGCGAAUUGAGAAUGAAUUAUGUAAAUAAUUAAUGUAUCAAUCAAUUGCAACUAUAAGGAAAAAUAUAUAUAAAAUUGAUUCUGAUUA